GCGCCCCCUGCCUCGCUCCCCGCCUGCCGCCCCCGAGCAUGCAGUGCUUCCCGAGCCUGGUGCUGGCCCUCAGCUCGCUGCUGGGCGCCCUGGCGCUGCUGCAGCUCUCGCUGUACCUGCGCGUGCCGUCCCGCUACGGGAAGCACGAGGAGCGGCUGUGCCGGCCGCGGGGCCGGCUGCCGGCGCGCUGCGCCUGGUUCCUGCAGGAGCUGCCCUCCUUCCUGGUGCCCGCGCUGCUGCUGGCGCUGCGCAGCCCGCCCCGCCUCGAGCCGCUGGGCUGCCGCCUCCUCUGCUGCCUCUUCUGCUGGCACUACUUCUACAGGACAUUUAUUUACCCCUUCUUCACUAGAGGCAGACCUUUCCCACUGCAAUUGCUUUUCUUUGGCACAUUAUUCUGUAUCUAUAAUGGCUUCCUUCAGGGGUACUACCUGAUUUACUGCGCUGAAUAUCCAAAUGAUUGGUGCACUGACAUCAGAUUUACAUCAGGCCUUCUCUUAUUUCUGCUUGGAAUGGGGAUCAAUAUUCACAGUGAUCUCCUGCUGCGCCAGCUGAGGAAACCAGGGGAAGUCACCUACAAGAUUCCACAAGGGGGACUGUUCACCUAUAUUUCUGGAGCCAACUACUUUGGAGAAAUUGUGGAAUGGUUUGGCUUUGCCAUAGCGACCUGGUCCCUACCAGCCUUUGCCUUUGCCUUUUUUACUCUUUGCUGCAUUGGGCCACGUGCUUAUCACCAUCACAGGUACUAUCUCAAGACAUUUACGGACUAUCCAAAAUCAAGGAAAGCCUUGAUUCCUUUUGUUUUUUAAUGAUCGGAAUAAGGACUCUGUGUUCUAUUUUUAUAGGGCUUUUUUCUAUUCUUAAAUUUAAAGUUAGAUCUGACUAUAAAUAACUGUACAAAUGGUAACAUGGGGUUAAAACAAGCAGGAAUUUGAAACUUAAGUUCUUGUUUUUAAGUACAGGGGAAAUCACAGAUAGUUGUGGGCAAAGGGACCCCCCGACAAUCUGUCCCCUUGUUGGUGGUGUUCUGCCUGUGGAAAAUGGGUAUAACUCCACUGACAUCAGAGAAAAAGCAUUGGCUAAAAACUGAUGCAGAGAAGGAGAGAGUAAGCUCGUGACUUGAAAAGAAAAAGUCUUCAGCAGCCAUUCCAAUUCGUGGUACUUCUGCAGCUGCUGCUUCUUGUCCCCACGCUGUAGUGUAGGUGCCCAGCUCAGGUGUAGCUCUGCCAGUACUUCUCUAGGUGUUGCUGGACUGUAAACUGGCAUAGAGAUCUGCUUUACGAGGAAAACAGUUCGGCCCGUGUUUUUCUUCUAAAAGCCAGGUCAGCUCCCAGAACCAUAAUGCAACAAGAGGAAUACUUGUGCCAGCACGAGGCCAGGAGCAGAGUGCCAUGGCACGGAGGCAGAACGAACAGUGGAAAGUGAGGGGGGAUGGAAGUACCUUAAGCUGGCACUCACAAGUGUGAUGUCUGUGCUACUUCCUUAAGCAAUACCCUUCUCACUGCCAGAUGAUUUAUCUUUUGCCACCAGAGAUUUUUUAAAUGCACUUCAUUAAAGCAAUCACAGCUACACAAUUUCUCUUGCACUUUUCAGAAUAAAAAUCUGACCUCUCAAGAACCCUCAAUUUUUACUCAUUAAAAGACUUGAGAUAGUGAUGUAUGACAAAAAAUAAAACAGAUAAAAAGCUUUGGGUUGAAGAAAAUGUUCUCUGACACUGGCAGUACAUUUUGUCUAAGAACCUUUUCAGAUACUCAUAUUAGGAAAUGACAGAGAGAUAUUAUUGAAUUUCCACAGAAACACAGUUUGUUUCUUCUUAAUUUCAGGAUACAGUUUGGAAUUUUCCCCAAAAUGUCAUUGAUCCCAAUAGGAACAGAGGUCCCAGAGGAUAGUUUUAGUUACUCUUUAGAGCAUAAAAUCCUGCUAAGAAUUAUGCUGAGUAGCUGGAAAGAGAAAGACCAGACCACACAUACUAAACAUAUGACAUGCUGCUGAAGUAACCUGAUUGACUGUAUGCAAUCUUCUCCAAAGCACAAUAAAGUUUAUGUAAAACACUGA
Molecule: messenger RNA, 2052 nt
Organism: Dromaius novaehollandiae (emu)
Lineage: Eukaryota; Metazoa; Chordata; Aves; Casuariiformes; Dromaiidae
Gene: SRD5A2
Product: steroid 5 alpha-reductase 2
Exons: 5
Coding region: 39-806 (255 amino acids)
Biological process (GO): steroid metabolic process
Cellular component (GO): membrane
Molecular function (GO): 3-oxo-5-alpha-steroid 4-dehydrogenase activity
Source: RefSeq, a predicted model, not a curated record